AUGCUUUCUGAUGAGGCGUAUGGAGAUGUCAUUUAUUCAAGAAACGUGGAAUCAGCUAGCUAUGAGAUCGUUUGGUAUCGUCAAGAACUGUUUUAUUUGCUCCCCCGUGACACGCACUUCCACAUUAAGGAAGUGCGCAUUCAUUCUCGACUACCAUUACUUUGUCAAAGAAGUAUAGUAGUAGAGGAAGAAGAUAGCACACAUCAAACUUCACGUAUAUAUUACGACAAUGAGUCCUCUCCAAGAAGGCAAUUAUCUGUAACAAAUACACCGUAUCUAGCAACAUUCACCACCGUCCACGGAGGCGCCGGAAAUGUUUAG
This is a messenger RNA of Dovyalis caffra, 321 nucleotides long. NCBI's taxonomy places the organism in Eukaryota, Viridiplantae, Streptophyta, Magnoliopsida, Malpighiales, Salicaceae. The record is from the annotation of a GenBank genome assembly.